AUGACAACCCACACCGACCCGGCCCGGGUCGCCAGCAUUCUUCUAUCCCAACACGACAGCUCACUGAUAUCCUGCAAAACAAUCCAGAGACUCUGGGCUGGAUACGGACAGAUAUGCUCCGUGACCGCGCGAGCAGGCAGUGAAGAGGCAGCAACGCAUUUACACGAACUGUGCUACGGCUCGGAUUCGAAUUCAAAUCGCAAGCGAAAUGGAUUCACGAAAGCAAAGGCAGGAGACACAUUUCAAUUAAUUCUCAAACUUAUCUCGCCACCGAAAAGCUCUACCACUGCAGGACAGGCCGACGAAGGCCAUCUGCGCAAAAUGUUCAGUUACGAAGUCGAGCAGUACUUUUAUCGCCAUAUCGUUCCUGGUCUGGACGGGUUAGGCGUUGCGAAGUGUCUUGCCUCGACGUCGGGCUCGGAGCCUGAUCAACUUACUGGCUGUAUGGCGAUUCUCAUGGCUGAUUUACGGAGCACGUACCCCGUUUCCGGGGAGAAAGAGGAGCGUUCUUUCUUCGGCUCAGGUUUUUGGGUCGUUGGAGUGGUUGGAGAUGGCUAUAUUCUUCCGCCAUUGGAGGAGUAUGCUCGACGAGCCAAGGCAGUGCAGAAAGGGGAAAAUGAAAAGGAAAAUGCCAAUGGGAAUGUAUGGCUUAAUGGUGGGUACACUUAUCUUGCAACAAGGCGGACGGAAUAUGCUUCCCUGGUCGAGGACGAUUCCUCUGAAUGGUCGGGGGCAUUCUGUGAACCUUUUUCGAAAUCACCAGGCUCAAGCUCAUCAUCGACGGCCGAGUUAGCAGCUUUGUGUCUAACACCCCAAGGCCGGGCAAUGGAGUCACUUAUCCACGGGGACGUGAAGUCCGAGAAUCUUUUCACAUCGGAGUCUGGUGACGAUGUUGCCUUCUUCGAUUUUCAAUCUGCCGGAUUCUUUGGAUAUGUGUGCUGGGAAAAGUUCCUGCUAGAGCGAUAUCGUGCGUCGUUGUUGCGGGACAAAGAACAAGACCCGGGGUUUUACGAUUGGGAUUUGUUUGUGCGGCAUUGGGAGACUGCUUUGGUGGACUGGUGCCGAUUCCAGGCGUCUUGGGGAUUUUGGGGAAAUACGGAGUGGCUUGAGGCGCGGGUUAGGUUUAUUCUGGACGAUGAGGGGUGGAGGGGUUGGUUGGAGAAAGAUAUUAAGAACCUGAAGAUUCAAGUUUAG
Messenger RNA from Penicillium cosmopolitanum, 1194 nucleotides. RefSeq lists its product as uncharacterized. Lineage: Eukaryota; Fungi; Ascomycota; Eurotiomycetes; Eurotiales; Aspergillaceae. Bases 1 to 1194 code for a protein of 397 amino acids. The transcript is spliced from 3 exons. The record is from RefSeq and is a predicted model, not a curated record.